AUGAAUCAUUUAAUAAAAGGAUAUAUGGAUGCAAUAACAUCGUUAUCAGCAUUUAUUCAAGCAUUUGAAACAGCAUUAGAUUCUCGUAAAAAAUGUAUUGAGCUUGAAAUUUAUCGACAAGAUAACAAUAAUAUUACUUUUCAAACUACUAGUCCUUAUGAAAAACAAGCAGCACAUUUUUUAACUCGAUAUGCUUUACCAAACUCACAUCUUACAGAAAAAUUUGUAAAUUCGAUUGGAACAAUUUUAGAGUUAGAAAUCAAGACUAUAGAGUUAAAUCAGCAACCUUCAGAUAAUAAUAGAAUUAAUAAUCCAUUAAUUGCAAAAACUAAAGAACAAAUUACUAUUAAUAAAGAAAACAAACAAGAAAAUUCAUUAAAAACUUUAUGUUUAGGAUAUAACGUAUCACUUAUAAAUCAGUUAAAAAAACAAAAAG
Molecule: messenger RNA, 436 nt
Organism: Scutellospora calospora
Lineage: Eukaryota; Fungi; Glomeromycota; Glomeromycetes; Diversisporales; Gigasporaceae
Source: the annotation of a GenBank genome assembly